AAAUGUUGGCUUAAAGUUUUAGUUUAGUUUGAGAAGUUGACCGAUUUCAUUGAAAAACAAUCAUUAUUAUUGCAUUUUGUCCAAGUAUUAUUUAGUUGUUGAACUUUAUUUUCGGUAUAACUUGGAUUGUCUUCGGCUCGACCAUAACAUAUAUCUGUGGUGGGAAGUGGAAAUGUGAUGUUUAUAAAUUUAAUAAUUUAUCAUCAAUGGGAAUUUGUUACACGGGAAUUGUCUAAUGGCUGUAAAUAAAUCCACAAAUAUAGAAAUUGAAGUUGAAACUUUUGUUGCCGAUGAGGUUCAUCAGGAGUUACCGCUGAGUGAAUUAAAUAAUUCCAUCAACGCAGAACAUGAUGGUGUUGAUGUUGUUCCCGAUCAAAGCAUAUGUACUCAAAAGGAGACCAGUGAAGUAGACUCUUCUCGACCGAAUGAAUUUGCAAUGACCAAAGGAAUUGCUGAAGGAAUGAUGGACAUAGCCCUGUUAACUGCAAAUUCAAAUCAGCUCCGAUUUAUUAUGUCAUAUAACAUGGAAUCGAAAACGUACUACUUGAGUCUCGGACUGAUUAUCGCAUCGUUAAUAUUGCAAAUUACCGUCGGCUUCGGACUUAUUUAUAAGAACUACAACAAAAAGAAGAAACGAAAAACGGAAACCAACAAAAUUAAAGAAAUAUUGGUGUCACUUAUCUUUCUGAUAACGGUCAUUAACGUACUGGGAGCUGCGUUUACCACAACAGAUAAAGUUAGCGAAUGACUUGUAUUGAGUGGUUAAAAAAUUGAAAUAAAUAAGACUUUGAAUUUGUAUAUUGUAAGAAUAAAUGAACUACCCGAAUUAAAUA
This is a messenger RNA of Bradysia coprophila, 833 nucleotides long. It is a transcript of the gene NijB, whose product is annotated as Ninjurin B. Gene Ontology annotation, biological process: tissue regeneration; cell adhesion. NCBI's taxonomy places the organism in Eukaryota, Metazoa, Arthropoda, Insecta, Diptera, Sciaridae. The record is from RefSeq and is a predicted model, not a curated record. Gene Ontology annotation, cellular component: membrane.